Molecule: messenger RNA, 3231 nt
Organism: Olea europaea var. sylvestris
Lineage: Eukaryota; Viridiplantae; Streptophyta; Magnoliopsida; Lamiales; Oleaceae
Product: beta-galactosidase-like
Exons: 19
Coding region: 293-2812 (839 amino acids)
Biological process (GO): carbohydrate metabolic process
Cellular component (GO): vacuole; cell wall
Molecular function (GO): carbohydrate binding; beta-galactosidase activity
Source: RefSeq, a predicted model, not a curated record
UUUCCAAGUCCCAAUUGCAGUUUCUGUGUUUCUAAUCUUUAAUUAUUACAGAAACGAAAAGAGAGAAUCUUGAAAACAAAGGGAAAAACAGCUGUUUUUGCCUUGUAAAUCUUGGUUCUUCGUAAUUGUGUUUACACUUAUAUUCAUCCCUUUUGUUUCUUUUACUCUUUCUAUCUUACUCAAAACAAGUAUGGAAUAAAGUGGAAGAGGGAAAGAAGGAAUAGAAUCAAAGAAUAAAGGGUUUUGCUUUGUAAAGCUACAAUAUUGAAAACAGAGGAAGGGUUUUUGCAUUAUGGGUUUGAGGAUUACAAUGUGCAGUCCAAUUUUGCUUGUCGUUAUGGUGUUAUUGAGUUCAUGUGUUUCUUUUGGGGAAGCCUCUGUUUCGUAUGACAAUAAGGCCAUUAAUGUAAAUGGGCAAAGGAGGAUUCUUAUAUCUGGAUCCAUUCACUACCCAAGAAGCACCCCUGAGAUGUGGCCGGAUCUUAUUCAGAAGGCAAAAGAAGGAGGGUUGGAUGUGAUCCAGACUUAUGUUUUCUGGAAUGGGCAUGAACCUGAACUCGGAAAAUAUUAUUUUGAAGAGAGGUAUGAUUUGGUGAAGUUUAUUAAGCUGGUACAGCAAGCAGGGCUUUAUGUUCAUCUUAGAAUUGGUCCCUAUGCUUGUGCUGAAUGGAACUUUGGGGGUUUUCCAGUUUGGUUGAAGUAUCUUCCUGGGAUUAGUUUCAGAACCGAUAAUGGACCUUUUAAGGCUGCAAUGCAAAAAUUUACAACCAAAAUAGUGAAUAUGAUGAAAUCAGAAAAACUGUAUAAAUCUCAGGGUGGUCCAAUUAUUCUAUCUCAGAUUGAGAACGAGUAUGGACCUAUGGAAUACGAACUAGGUUCACCUGGUCAAGCUUACACAGAAUGGGCCGCCAAAAUGGCGGUUGAUCUUGGCACUGGUGUCCCAUGGGUCAUGUGUAAGCAAGAUGAUGCCCCGGAUCCCAUUAUCAAUACCUGCAACGGUUUCUAUUGUGAUAACUUCUCUCCCAAUAAGGCUUAUAAGCCGAAGAUGUGGACUGAAGCAUGGACUGGCUGGUUUACUGAAUUUGGAGGUCCGGUUCCCUACCGUCCAGCUGAAGAUAUGGCAUUUUCUGUUGCAAAAUUCAUACAGAAGGGGGGAUCUUUCAUUAACUAUUAUAUGUAUCAUGGAGGAACAAACUUUGGCAGGACUGCUGGUGGUCCAUUUAUUGCAACUAGUUAUGACUAUGAUGCACCUCUUGAUCAGUACGGAUUGUUGAGGCAACCUAAAUGGGGUCAUCUGAAAGAUCUUCAUCGAGCAAUAAAGCUGUGUGAGCAGGCUUUAGUAUCUGCAGAUCCUGUUGUUUCACCACUUGGAAACUAUCAGGAGGCUCAUGUUUUCAAAUCCAAGUCUGGUUGUGCUGCUUUUCUUGCAAACUACAACCAGCAUUCAUUUGCGAAAGUGUCUUUUGGGAAUAAGCAUUACAACUUACCUCCAUGGUCCAUCAGCAUCCUUCCCGAUUGCAAAAACACUGUUUAUAAUACAGCAAGGGUUGGGGCUCAAAGUGGACAAAUGAAGAUGACCCCCGAUGGCACAGAAUUUUCUUGGCAGUCGUACAAUGAAGAGACAGCAGCAUCAUAUGAAGACAAUUCAUUUACUACGGUUGGACUAUUAGAGCAGAUUAAUACUACCAGAGAUCGGACAGAUUAUUUGUGGUACACAACAGAUGUGAAGAUCGAUGAUAGUGAAGAAUUCUUAAGAGGUGGGGAGUUGCCUGUUCUUACAGUCUUAUCCGCAGGCCAUGCUCUGCAUAUUUUCAUCAAUGGUCAAUUGUCAGGAACUGGCUAUGGAAGUCUAGAAAAUCCCAAACUAACUUUCAGUCAAGGUGUAAAUCUAAGAGCCGGAGUCAACAAAAUUUCGCUGCUUAGUAUUGCUGUUGGUCUCCCGAAUGUUGGUCCCCAUUUCGAAACUUGGAAUGCUGGUGUUCUUGGCCCAGUUUCACUUAGUGGACUAAACGAGGGGAAACGUGACUUAUCAUGGCAAAAAUGGUCUUACAAGGUUGGUCUAAAAGGAGAAGCUCUGAGUAUUCAUUCGCUCAGUGGAAGCUCUUCCGUCGAAUGGGUUGAAGGUUCCUAUGAAAAGCAGCCAUUAACGUGGUACAAGUCUACUUUUAAUGCUCCAGAUGGGGACGGGCCUUUGGCUUUAGACAUGAAUAGCAUGAGUAAAGGCCAGGUGUGGAUAAAUGGUCAAAGUAUUGGACGCUAUUGGAAUCAGUACAAAGCAUCCGGUAGUUGUGAUACCUGUAAUUAUGCCGGUUGGUUCAAUGAAAAAAAAUGCUUAAGUAAUUGCGGGGAAGCUUCUCAGAGAUGGUAUCACAUUCCUCGUUCCUGGCUCUAUCCAACAGGAAAUUUGUUGGUUGUUUUUGAAGAAUGGGGAGGAAAUCCUUAUGGGAUCUCUUUGGUAAAAAGAGAAUUAGCAAGUGUAUGUGCAGAUAUAUUUGAAUGGCAGCCAACAUUAGUGAAUUGGCAGAUGCAAGCAUCCAGGAAAGUCAACAAACCACUGAGACCAAAAGUUCACCUCUCGUGUGAUCCUGGUCAGAAAAUCUCGUCUAUCAAAUUUGCUAGCUUUGGAACACCCCAAGGGGUCUGUGGAAACUUCCAAGAGGGAAGCUGUCAUGCAUUUCAUUCCUAUGAUGUUUUCGAGAGGUAUUGCAUUGGGCAACAAUUUUGCGCCGUACCUGUAACGCCCGAGAUCUUUGGAGGAGAUCCAUGUCCGAACAUUAUGAAGAAAGUUUCCGUAGAGGCCAUUUGCAGUUAAUCCAUGGCCAAGCCAAGACAUUAUAAGGGUUCGACCACAGUUCUGUUUCCUCUUGACACGAGUCGCUGGAUGUUUUCUUUUCUCGAGGUAGUUGUUAGACUUCUGAGUUCAUCUCAACCAUUUCUUUGGCUUUGCUGGGGGUGAAGUUGUACAUAUAUGCAACACACCAUCUGUUCCAAAGCCCAUACAAAUUUCCAAGAUGAUUGCAGAGGAGAUAGUGUAUGUAUAAUAGUUAUUAUGCUAUUUUGGGCUGCAUUUGUAAUCAUUCAAAAGUUUGGGGAUCAAGGGAGGGAUUAAUUAGCAUGCAAGAUUUGUAUCAUUCAUUUGCAAGAAAGCAAUCAUUUCAUUUGCUUUUUCUUUGCAAAAUGCCUGGAGUUGUAUUAUUAUACUAAUGAUAUAUCAAAUUUGGUCUUUUACAA